AUGUUUUGUAGAAAAAAAACAAGACCUUUAGUUUCAAAGCAGAAACACCAGUAUAAACCACAGGAGUCUGUUCACCUGGACAGGGACUCAUUUAUUGAUGAGCUGAGAAAAGCUGUGCCAAAUGCAUGUUUAUUGAAAGGAACGGAUCUACCGGUAUGUGAAGAAGUUCUUCAAGACCUGCCACACGAUGUUGGAGGAGACAAUUCCAUGGAGGCUGUUGAACACUACAUCAUCAGCAACAUGGUUAAAGAUGUCCAUACAGUUGAUGAUUUUAUUGACCAUCAACCAACUCUAACACCAAAUGAAGUGGACCAUAUUCAGAAAGAGACUGUAGGACAGAGUGAAAAUAAAUCAUGGCAUGCUCUAAGAAAAGACAGGAUUACUGCAUCCAAUAUGUAUGCAGUUCAUACACGUAUGAAUUCAUUCAAGAAAAAUCCUGAGGUGGACCUCAGUGCCAUUGUAUCUAUGGUAAUGGGUGGAAAGACUAUUAAUUCUAAUAUUAAAGCUCUGAAGUUUGGUAGAGAGUCAGAGCCACUUGCAAAGUCCAUCUAUUGUAAAAUGUACCUAGAAAGUCAUGUCGAUGCAAAAUUUAAAGAUUGUGGAAUUUUUCUAGAUCAAGACGUCUCUUUCUUAGCUGCCAGUCCCGACAUGCUGGUGUCUUGUGAAUGUUGUGGAGAUGACUUGUUAGCAGUAAAAUCAUCAAUGCAACCAAAAUGUAGUUUAUGCUCCGCAUUUUGUACAUGUAACUUGCCCGAUUAUUUAUUUACGUCUGAUAAUGAAGCUUUGGAGAUUAAAAAAAUCAUAGAUAUUUCUGUCAAAUACAAGGACAGAUGGCCAUUUGUAAGCGAGUGUGGUGUGAUUUUUUUGUUUAUUCCUGUAAUGGUACUUUCUCAAAAAGAAUCAAUUUCCAGGAAGAUUAUUAUUCGAAUGUUCAAUCAAAUUUGAUUUAUUUCUUCAAAACAUUUAUUGCACCUAAAUGUAUUGAGGAAGAAAUGUGUGCUUCAGCAUGUAUUGUGUGCCCAGACAAAGUGUCUGAAGAAUCUGAAUGUGAACCAAUGGAAGUAGAAGAUGGUGAAGGUGAUGUUUAUUUUUGUUUGAUUUGCAAAAACCAGAUUCAGGAGCAAGAGAAUGUCAAAUAUUUUGGACAGCGUAGUAUUUGUUGCGAUAUGUGUGACAAUUGGUUUCAUUUCAAAUGUAUAGGCAUGUCAAAGUCAGUUUUGAGUUGCACUUCCACUUGGUUAUGUCAAACUUGUUCAAGUAUGUCUUGAGGUGUCUGAUCCAAUAUAUAAAAUAAUUAAUCAUUAGAUA
Molecule: messenger RNA, 1308 nt
Organism: Ostrea edulis (European flat oyster)
Lineage: Eukaryota; Metazoa; Mollusca; Bivalvia; Ostreida; Ostreidae
Exons: 2
Coding region: 1-945 (314 amino acids)
Source: RefSeq, a predicted model, not a curated record